AAUAAUCAUACAAUAUCUAAUUUGUGGUUAGAUAAGACAAUCAGACUCUUGCAUUCAUUAACGAACAUGUUAUAUUGCGUAUACUUUUAAUUUAGGGGGAUUGACCUGCACAUUUUGGAGAUAAGGGUAAAAAUGCAAAAAUGACAAGUUGGAGGUAUUUUUUUUUGCAAAAACCCUUAAAACACGGGCCUUUUAUGUGUAUAAAACGAGGAGAUUAGAUAAUAAAAUACAUUCCAACAACUUAUAGAUUGCUUUCACAUUCACCAAACGUUCUACAGUCAAAUUCGAUUAUGUCUCGUCUCAACGCACAAGAACUACAUGUUUUCCAUGCUCAAGAUAGAGAUAUAUUCUCUAAAUUGGUCCUCAAAUUCUUAAGACCUCCGGCUGAGUCACUUCUUGUCAUGGCCACAUGGCUUUGGCUUGAGGACUUUGGCUUUGAAAACAUUUUCUCAAUCAUCCUCACUCUCCCAGAUCCACUCAUUGUGGGUCUUGCUAACGAGGCUGUCUCAUGCUUUCGGUGCCUUUAUUUCAGCAAUCCCCCAAUUGGCCGAAUCCCUCUCACCGCAAAAUACAUGAAAAAGAAUAUAUCACUCCAAACAAUCUACAAAAAUCGCUAUAGUGCUAUCACAGGAAUCAAGAACUUCUUAACCACUGUUUGUUCCAGAAUCUUUACCGACAUCCUUUUACGAGUUCUUCCAUCUUCUUCAAUGCCUUCCUUUGACACAAGACUUCGCCAACCUCGUAGAAUCCCCGGUUUCCCUCAUCCGAUUUUCGGAAGCAUCAACGUGAUGCCUAUUGAAGUUGAUAGAGAUAAUUUCUCCAACAACUUAUUUUUCAUCCCACAUGGUCUAUGGGGCUGGAACGCUAAUUGCAUCGCCACUGAGAAUGAUCGGUCCUUGUUUUUAACAUUUUCUCGUGGUUAUCCAGUGACUCAUGCAGAGAUAUUUGAGCUCUUUACCAAGGAAUAUGGAGAAAAUUGUGUUGAGGGAGUUUACAUGCAGCAUGACAACAAAAAAUCUCCCAAUGCAAACGCGAAUAGGAGCUGCGGGCAACAAUCAUUAUUCGCGAGGCUUGUCAUGGACUCGGUUGCUACCGUGGACCGCGUACUCGACGGCGAUCAGAGAAAAGAGCUUGAGAUAUACGGAAAGAACAUUUGGGCUCGUAAGUACGAGAAGAGGGAGUGAGGGACAAACCUACCUAGCUAAUUGAUCAGAGCUAGAAGAAGAUUUUAUUUUUCGUUCCGAUACUUUAGUGAUGUUAAAGUAUUUAUCUUAUGUUGUAGUCUAAUAAUUAAAAAUCAUAUGUAAGCCCAACCACAUUUGGCUGCUUCAUUUUGAAGGGAUU
This is a messenger RNA of Arabidopsis lyrata subsp. lyrata, 1344 nucleotides long. RefSeq lists its product as uncharacterized. Bases 291 to 1184 code for a protein of 297 amino acids. The transcript has a single exon. NCBI's taxonomy places the organism in Eukaryota, Viridiplantae, Streptophyta, Magnoliopsida, Brassicales, Brassicaceae. The record is from RefSeq and is a predicted model, not a curated record.